GCUGGAGAGGCCCCUGGUCGCUGUGUUUCCUCCCAGGGGUGACUUGGCAGUGAUAUGCUGUGUUUCCUCACUUCUGCAAUUGCCAAGCUGUCACACAGCGCUCCGGCUUAGACCCCGAGGGACACGCAGUUCCUACAUUGAAUGUUACAGGCAUAUACAGCACCCCAUGAUCAGGUGACCCUUCCAGCCCAGAGCAAUGGAGCAAAAUGAAUCCUCCCGUGUGGAUUCUGAAUUUCGAUACACCCUCUUUCCGGUUGUUUACAGUGUCAUCUUUGUGUUGGGGGUGAUUGCCAAUAGCUAUGUGCUAUGGGUCUUUGCCCGGUUGUACCCUUCCAAGAAACUGAACGAGAUAAAGAUCUUCAUGGUGAACCUCACCGUUGCCGACCUGCUUUUCUUGAUCACCCUCCCGCUGUGGAUUGUCUACUAUUACAAUGAAGGCAACUGGAUUCUACACAAAUUCCUGUGCAACCUGGCUGGCUGCCUCUUCUUCAUCAAUACCUACUGUAGUGUGGCCUUCCUGGGUGUCAUCACUUAUAACCGCUACCAGGCAGUGGCCUAUCCCAUCAAGACUGCUCAGUCCACCACCCGCAAGCGUGGCAUCUCUUUGUGCGUGGUCAUUUGGAUAUCCAUCGUGGCUACUGCAUUAUACUUCCUGGCCACGGACUCCACCAACGUGGUUCGCACAAAAGAUGGCUCAGGCAACAUCACCCGCUGCUUUGAGCACUAUGAGCCGCGCAGUGUGCCGAUCCUUGUGGUUCACGUCUUCAUCGCAUUCUGUUUCUUCCUCGUCUUCCUUCUCAUCCUCUACUGCAACCUGGUCAUCAUCCACACGCUGCUCACGCGGAAGGUACAGCAGCAACGCAAACCUGAAGUGAAGCGCCGGGCACUGUGGAUGGUCUGCACUGUCUUGGCGGUGUUCAUCAUCUGCUUUGUGCCCCAUCACAUGGUCCAGCUGCCCUGGACCCUCGCAGAGCUGGGCUACCAGACCAACUUCCACAAGGCUAUUAAUGAUGCUCAUCAGAUCACCCUCUGCCUCCUCAGCACCAACUGUGUCUUAGACCCUGUAAUCUACUGCUUUCUUACCAAGAAGUUCCGAAAGCACCUCAGCGAAAAGUUUUACAACAUGCGCAGUAGCCGGAAGUGCUCCCGGGCCACUACUGACACGGGCACCGAAGUGAUGGUUCCUGUUGACCAGACUCCUGUCAUGUUGCUAAAAAAUUAAUCUCUGUCUUAUUAAAGACAGACCCAGAGUCUCCUCUUCCGUGGACCUCACAGCCUGAGCUGGGAGGCGAGAGGUUUCUGCUUGUGGACAACCCCUCUUGGGACCAUGGCGGACCACUGAGGGCAGAGGUUCCUUUCUCACCGAGACGCUGGUUGACGGCACUGCCAGCAUGUUGGAAAAUACCGAACUUGAAUGCUCCUUUUUACUCAUCUGUGGGUUAAUACUAGCGACUGUGGCUGAUGGCUUCAUCCAGAGAUUUUUGAAUCUGACAUCCCGGAUAGGGCCAAACCUUGGGCUUAGACUCUGAGUUACCCAGUUCUUCCGACUGGGGCCGCAGCCGUAGUAUUUAUUGGGCACUGCCUCCUGCUGCAGGCAGGGGAGGAGUUAUGGGCGAGCAUCGCUUCACUGGUCCCGUGGAAGAUCUUUGUGGGAACAGUAGGUUUAGGAUGGCGCCCUGCUUUCUCCACCCCCAGGUACAAGGUCUCUGUGAGACUUUUAGAGGAAGUGGUUUGAUGGAAGCCUCUGAUGACCCAGAAACUUAUCUCAAAUGUAACCAGAGGAAAUAAUACAAAAGCUGACCAGAAGCUAGGAUGGGAGCGGAUUUCCCGAGGCAGCUGAGUUUCCAGCCAGGCCUGAGAGUCUAGGAGAGAGAUGGCUCCCUCAGGACACUGCAGUUUCAACUGCGGGCAGGCGCCAGCUUCUUUUGGUGACCCCUGAACACCUGAUGGUGACUUUUUGACAAGUGUGUUAGUCACACUUCACUCGCUGUGCCCAGUCCUUCUGUCAGAAACAACCGACGGAAGGAGAGAUUUAUUUGGCUCACAGUUUCAGAGGACUUCACUCCAUCACGGCAACCAAGGCCUGCUGGGGCAGCUCAGACUAUUGGUGGCAGGAACAGUAGGCAGAGGUUGUUCAUGUGGCAGUGAGCCAGGAGACAAAGCAGCCCUUUAAACUGGGGCUGGGUACAAUCUUCAGAAGCCCUGCCAGCUGUCCAUUUCUACAGCCGGGUCCUACCUCCUCCCGGUUCCACAGGCUCCCACAAUAACACCAAUAAUGGGAGAAUGAACACAGAGACCGCGGCCCUGGGCCAGUGAGAUCAGGUAAAGGCACUUGCUGCUAACACGGACAAUCAGAGUUGGAUCCCAGAACCCACAUGGUGGAACGGGAACAGACUUCUGCAGGUUGUCCUUUGACCUCUUCAUGCAUGUUGUGUCAUGCACAUGCCCUGCCUCCCCCAUAUACACAUAAAUAUACGUACAAAAUAAUGCAACAGAGCAAGACAAACACGGCCCCGUGGAGGUGCAGGGUAUUUCAGAUUCAAAAUACAUGAACUAUUACAUUCACACGAGGUCCUCUCCUGCUCUCUAAACAGGAGCAGGAAUGGCAGACUCAGAACUCUGAGAAAUUUUCCUGGUUCUCUGAGCCUUGUGUUCCUUAAAAAACAUGUUCUUGGGCUGGAGAGAUGGCUCAGUGGUUAA
Messenger RNA from Microtus ochrogaster (prairie vole), 2700 nucleotides. RefSeq names its product platelet activating factor receptor (gene Ptafr). NCBI's taxonomy places the organism in Eukaryota, Metazoa, Chordata, Mammalia, Rodentia, Cricetidae. Gene Ontology annotation, biological process: chemotaxis; G protein-coupled receptor signaling pathway. Gene Ontology annotation, molecular function: platelet activating factor receptor activity; G protein-coupled purinergic nucleotide receptor activity. The record is from RefSeq and is a predicted model, not a curated record. Gene Ontology annotation, cellular component: membrane.